AUGGCUGGUCUAGACAUCGAAGUGAACGAUGGCGACACAGGACGCCAGCAUUUGGUCAGCCUAAUAGACAAAGUCAGCAACCAGCAAGAUUCUGAUCCCAAGGUGGAGCACCUGACACUAUCUUUCUUGAGCCCUGACGAGAAGCACAUUGCUGAGCGGGGAGGCAACCACCCUGUCCUAGUGCUCCUGGUGGGCUUGAUCAAGCUGUGUGCCGGGAACCUGCGCACCCUGACGCUGAAGGGGAUCCCUAUGGGCGACUACUUUGAUCUUAGGAAGUCCAAUGGAUCAUCAGGGGACCCAAAAAUGUACCAGCCUCUGCUGGGCGCUCUGUGUGCAUGCACGCAGCUCAAGUCACUGUAUGUAAGCCGGAGAGACGGUGAUACCUCAGGAGACCACAGCCGCCUGGUCAUGGCUGUGGCUGAGUCACUGCCAAGUCUGAGGACGCUGCAGUGGCGUUGCCUCAAGAAGAAUGGGGCAGAGCGGCCAACCCCGUUCUCCUCAGCGUUCUUGGCCGCCCUGGCUGAGACUCCCAAGCCCGGCCUGCGCCUGCUGCAGAUCGAUGACUGCGCAUUUGACGCCUACAACAAGUGCCCCAAGGGCGGGUAUAUUCUGCCGGCUUCCCUGCAAGUACUGGCUCUGUACAACCAGGAGCAGUACUUCCACGGCCGUCUUAAGGGUCUCUUACACAACUGCUGCAAUCUGGAGGAGCUGUACCUGUGCCAUUUCCACACCAAUGCCACAGCACCCCCAAAUUUUGAUGCGCUGUGGUCUGUACUCCAGAACUUGCGAGUCCUUGUGCUCGAUGUUGUCAACUGCCGCUGUGACUCAUCAGGCUGGGAGGCUGUGCACGCUGUGCCCAGGUGCCCGAUGUUAAAGAACCUGGCAGUGGGAUUCUUGGAGCCCGAGCACAUGCCAUGGUUUCGAGCAUUUCUUGCUUUCGGCGGAGAGAAGCUGCAGCGGCUACAGCUGCAGCUGUCCAUAAUAAGUUUUGACCCUGAGGACGAUUUUGAAUCCGAAGACGAAGAAGACCGUGACCCUGAUCGCUGCCCCACAGAGGAUGAGUCAGAGUGGGAGUCUUCUGAGGGUGAUUUUGAUGAAGAAAAUCAAAGUGACCCCGAUGCUUACCCUUACUGGGGGCAGCGUAUCAAGCGGCAGCCAUUUGACCGGCCGCCGCCGCGGCCGAGGCAGAAAUUUGAGCGUGUGCUGGGAUCCCUGGAAUGGACUUCGGCUCUGGAGCACCUGCAGCUGACUGCAACCCUGGUAGAUAGGGUCUGGAGCCUUGACUACUUGCCGCAGCUGGCCACGAUUGGCAUCUUUGUGGACCACAAUGAAGGCCUGGGCACCGAUCUCAAGUAUGGACCCUCCACCAAAAUGGGCACCCUGCGGUACUUCAGCAAGGCGUUUGGGCGCAUGCAGGAUGAAGAGAGCCUGCCAGCAUUGCGCAAGAUUUACUUCCACCCAGUGCAGCGAGCCUACCGCCGGUUCCAGGGAGAGGCAAAGCCGCCGAGGGGUGCGGAGGAAUUCAAAUUCAAAUCCGUAGCUCUGGAGGACCCAGGUCGCACCAUGGGCAAGGCCUGGCUUCGCGCGCCGCCCGGGGCACAGGCGGCCGAGGGCCUCUCUCGCGCGUUUGCAUCGCUGAACUUUGAAAGGGGCCUUCGCGGGGGUGCCAGAAGGCUUGGGUACCUCUAUGAUGAGUACGAGCCCGAGUCAUCCGAUGACGAGGGCUUUGGGCAGAACGCUGAGCUGGACGAUGGCGAGCUGACGGCGCCAGGCUGGCGCCACCUGUAUGUAGAGUGUAUCUCUGAGGGCUGGCCGAGCGACGAGGAUGACUACGGGGAUGAUGUCAGCAGCGAUGACGGAGAUGAUGCAAGCGCUGAUGAGGACGAUGAGGUGGACAGUCAGGUCAAGUCCAGCUUCGGGAAGCAGGCGUAA
This is a messenger RNA of Coccomyxa subellipsoidea C-169, 1932 nucleotides long. RefSeq lists its product as hypothetical. The transcript is spliced from 10 exons. The coding region runs from base 1 to 1932 and encodes 643 amino acids. NCBI's taxonomy places the organism in Eukaryota, Viridiplantae, Chlorophyta, Trebouxiophyceae, Coccomyxaceae. The record is from RefSeq and is a predicted model, not a curated record.